CAGAGAUUUAUUUGUCCCCUCUCUCUCUCUCACCUUCGAGAACAUCGACAAAAAGAUAAAGGGUGAAUAAUUAGCAGCUCCUUCUAGUUCCGGUGUCGGUGUGGGUGUUUGAAUCUGGUGAAGGAUGUCAAUUGUUCCAAUCAACCAGGGUGAUGCCAACGGCUCCAACCCCUUCGCUUCGUGGGGUCAAUUCGUGGAUUUUCCUCUCCCUCCUUCCAUCUCCGGCUUCUUCCCCGGCUUGGAAUUCGGAUUCGGAUUCGGAUCAUCCGUGAACACACGUGUGGACUGGAGGGAGACUCCCAGAGCGCACGUGUGGAAGCUGGUGCUUCCCGGCUUCUCCAACGAGGACGUGCUGGUUGAGCUCCAAGACGAGAGGGUGCUCCAAGUCAGCGUGGAGAGCGGCAACUUCGUCACGAGGUUUAAGGUCCCCGACAACGGUAACCUAGAACAACUCAAAGCCAACAUGCGUCACGGGGUUCUCGUUGUCACUGUUCCCAAGUUUCAUCAACCCACUACUACUGCCCCUGCCAAUAGGAAUGUCAGGGAAGUUGAAAUUGAAGGCACCGACUGAACCCAGUGACCAAAACGCUGUCUUUAAUCAUGUCUUGUUCGAUGGAACUGUGUUUUCUUAUAUGUUAUGCGUGCGAUACCCUACCCUGCUCUGUUUUAAGUCAGUUAAACCAAUUAAUGUAUAUUACUAGUAUGUAGAGUAUAUGUAUCUCUGUUUUAAAAUUGAUGGUUUAGUUUUGCUAAUUGUGUUGUAGUACGUACUUAAUAAUAUAUUGCAAAGCUUAUUUAAGGGAAAUUUGAGAUUCGCGAUCCUGA
This is a messenger RNA of Glycine soja, 825 nucleotides long. RefSeq names its product 18.5 kDa class I heat shock protein-like. Gene Ontology annotation, biological process: protein complex oligomerization; response to heat; response to hydrogen peroxide. Bases 125 to 571 code for a protein of 148 amino acids. The record is from RefSeq and is a predicted model, not a curated record. The transcript has a single exon. NCBI's taxonomy places the organism in Eukaryota, Viridiplantae, Streptophyta, Magnoliopsida, Fabales, Fabaceae.